This is a messenger RNA of Gaeumannomyces tritici R3-111a-1, 645 nucleotides long. RefSeq lists its product as hypothetical. NCBI's taxonomy places the organism in Eukaryota, Fungi, Ascomycota, Sordariomycetes, Magnaporthales, Magnaporthaceae. The transcript is spliced from 6 exons. The record is from RefSeq and is a predicted model, not a curated record. The coding region runs from base 1 to 645 and encodes 214 amino acids.
AUGCAGCAGCAGCAAACAGCCACCAGCCAGCCCAGUGCUUGGACCGGUUCGUCAAACCGUCGUGCGCGCAAAGGAAAGCAAGCGGGCUGGGCUGACAGAGUGCAGCGGCCGGUGCUUGGAAAGAAGGCGGUCAAGAGGUCUGGACCUGGACCGCUACUAGCUGCCGAGGCCGGCCGCGGCACUAGGAGCGCGCUUAUCCGCCACGCAAAACAACGAUACGUCGUCGUCGUCGUCGUCGUCGUCGUCGUGGGCGUCCAACCUCGCCUUGCAACAGGAAAUUGUCCUCGCCCGGGUGCGCCGCGACUCCCGGGUGCAUCCCUCAAGCUGCUGUUUGCCCACCCGUUCUGUCCUUUCGUCGGGCGGAUCGCCCUGUCCACAUCCAAGGGGUCUGGGGUCCUGUUCCCAACACACCCCAGUCGCCCUACUCCAGGGCUCGAGUGGAUUGUGGGCGCAGAGGACAAUCAAACCCGACAUGGAAACGGCGAGCAAUUCCUCACCCGCAGCGACAGCCAAUCGGUUCCGGACGCGAGCAAGCAUCGGAUUGGAGGAACUAUGCGCUCGCUAGCUGCGCUGGCGGUUGCUGGCUGGGGCGGUCCCGACGUGUUCCAGAUUGAUAAAGGCGACAGGAGAUUCCGCGACCCGUAG